This is a messenger RNA of Entelurus aequoreus (snake pipefish), 5860 nucleotides long. RefSeq names its product cilia and flagella associated protein 206 (gene cfap206). Gene Ontology annotation, cellular component: axoneme; ciliary basal body. Gene Ontology annotation, biological process: regulation of cilium beat frequency; regulation of flagellated sperm motility; sperm axoneme assembly. The transcript has 12 exons. NCBI's taxonomy places the organism in Eukaryota, Metazoa, Chordata, Actinopteri, Syngnathiformes, Syngnathidae. The coding region runs from base 285 to 2129 and encodes 614 amino acids. The record is from RefSeq and is a predicted model, not a curated record.
CAAUAUGAACAACACAAAAAGAUAUUUGGGAAAAUGAACAUAAAACACUGAAAAAUAUCAAUCCUACAGCGAUAGUAACGCUAAUAUUUAUAUUACCCAAGGUGUCGAUUUUACUAAUAAUUGGAGCGAUCCAAUCAAACUCAUGAAUAAAUCGUCGAAAUAAACGAGUACUUUCUGUGUGCCGAGCCAAAAUAGGCGGCUCGUUAAAAACGAAGAAACUUCCAUCACCAAGGGCAACCCCUUGCCAACACACGCCAACUCAACACUUGCUGCGGGGUGUAAAUAUGUCUCGGGCUCAGGCUGAACGCGUGAUUGAAACAAUUUUAAUAGAAUUAACGCAAAUGUGCUUGACAGGACCUUUGUCGGGGGACUCAGUGGAUUCCAUGGUGGAGAUGUGUGUUGUGCAGGACACAAGGGAUAUGUAUAAUGUUGAUCAGACACUGACCAACUAUGACAUGCAAAUAUUUAAAGAGAUCUGUACGGCGAGACGCACAACUGCAAGCAGUCCAUCCCUUGACACAAUCAAAAUGCAAGUGUAUUUUGAUAUGAAUUACUCUUCUCGACGGGAGUUCCUCAAGGAAAUCAACUGGAAGCUGGAAUCGAGACUUCACCAAGUGAGCAGGGACAUCACAGACAGCAGGGUCAAAACAAAAGAGCAGCUAGAUGUUCUUUAUCGUAAAAUCAUCACUUAUAUCCUGCUGGGCUCAGGCAUGGGCUCACCUUCAGAUGUCAACUCUGUACAAGAGGCAACAGUUGCCUUACAGAGCAUCUUUCCACCCACUGAAUUGGGAGCCUUCUCGAUGCUCUUAAAGAGCGAAAAGGAGCAGCAGCUCUCUGAACUCACCAUGACUGUCACAGGAAUUCGACUCUUCAACAAAGCCAGCAAGAAGGAUGAACAGGAGAUGAACUUCUCUGAACUAAUGCCUGCAGUUCUUUGUGAAGCACUGUCCGUCACCAAAGAAGCAAUCAAGAAGGAGCUGAUGGUCUCCCAGGAUUUGGCUUGGAAAUACACAGCACUGUUAGAAAAGUAUACAGACAGUCUGCCUGGAGAUUGUGACGUGUCUUUGGUUCAGCUCACACAGAUGCUGUACAAUGUCAGGCAGCAUGAACUUUUCCUUCAAAUACUACUGGCUGAUGCAGGCUUAAGUGCAAACAGAAUUGAAAUACUGCAGAAGGAUAUAUGCUCGCAGAUAAACCUUCUAAAAAACUCUGUGCAGCCGAAGACUGCUGUGCCCACAACCAAGGUUUUUCCAUUGUUCAAGGCCCUAUCAAAGUUGUGGUCAGAACUUCAGGACGAGGCAGAGCUGCUGAACAUCUUCAGCAACAUUGUACUCAGACUGCAGUCCUUCCUUACCUCUGAGGUCAAGAUUUUUUCCAAAAAUUCUUUAGACAGCUUGUUGGAGGGAUUAGAAGUAAAAACAGACGGACAAAGAAUAAACGAGUCAUCAUGUGAGCGCAUCGAUCAAGUACAGAUGAAGCAAAAUCAGUGGUUCCUGUUUGAAACUACUGACAGCCUCACUGGACUACCAUUACAGUAUAAUGGAUACUGUGGCUACACACUUGCGCAGAAAAAUGGAAUUCUUCUUCCAGGAAAUCCAUAUAUCGGAAUUCUCAAACACAAGGAGAAGAUGUAUGUCUUCAGUUCCAAAGAAGCUGCUGUGAAAUUUGUCCGCAGUCCAGAUCACUUCAUUGCACUGGUGACAGAGAGAGCCAAGGCUUCCCCUGAGCUGAUUAAACUACUCCAACUCCAUCAAAAUCCAACUUAUAAGAAGCAAGGAGAGGCAGUACUUACCAACCUUAAGUGUGAGGACUUCACACAGACUGAUGUCCACCCGAUGGAAGCAAACAUUGUCAAGUCAUAUGAAUGGAAUGAGUGGGAACUGCGAAGGAAAGCUAUCAAACUGGCUGAUCUUCGAACGACAGUCACACACUCAACGCAGACCCAUCUGAGCCACAUGAGACGGGAAAAUGACACUCAGACUUGGCUCCCCAAGGAGGUUGGCUGUCAAACUAAGAGAGAUGGUUCUACUGGUGUACCCAAACCUCAGAUAUUCUUGGCCGGCCUGAGAGGACAAAGGGGCGGCUGCAUGGAGAAAGUAGACCUUACCAGAUCUAUUGAUGAGGAAUAAACUUAGCCAAAUUUACUGGUGACUAAACAUCCAACAAUCCAUCCAUUUUCUACCGCUUGUCCCUCUCGCGGUUGCGGGGGGUGACUAAUCAUUGAUUGAACAAACUUAGGAAAUUGUAUUAAAUAAAUAAAAAAAUUGUCUGUAUCAACAAAUACCGAUCCUGAGUAUUAAAUUGGGCCAUCCCACCCUUAAGGAUCGAUAGCUACAGUCAGGGCAGGAAUUUCACGGCGGCCACGACAUUCAUGGCUCUCGUUGCCCCUCUGCUUGGCCGUGUGCCCCUCGAAAAAAUUACGUGCGCCUCGACGGACACAUUGUCAUGUCAUUACGGCAUAUUUGACCAAUGGUGGGUUUAACUCUGCUUCGUAUGAACCACCGGAGUCCCACACGCAGCACAGUGCUAUAGAACCAAAGCAUCACUGGGCCAAACAAGAGUGAAAGCCAACGCACACAGCAGCCUGCAAUCCAGAUGUGCGGAUGUCUCCAACUCCUCAAAGCCCAAUGCACUGAUUGAAGAAGUCAGAUGAGCUAAGUUAAGGUAAGAAAGUUUGAUACAUUUAUUAAGAGCAUAAGAAAACAAACUCCAAACAUGCAAUAUGUAACACACUGUUACGUAUUUAGCAACGCAACGCAACAAUGUGUGCAGGUUUUGUAGUUUUCUCUAACCCACUCGACUAUGCUAGUUUUAUGUGAAUGAAAACAUAGCCGUAUUUACCAUUGAGGACCCCAAGGUCAUGUCCUCUGUAUUCUUUAAGUGACAAAAGAGAACAUGAUAUGACUGACUGCAAAUAUACCCGUAUUUUUCGGACUAUAAAUCGCAGUUUUGUUCAUAGUUUGGCCGGGGGUACAACUUAUACUCGGAGCGACUUAUGUGUGAAAUUAUUAACACAUUACUGUAAAAUAUCAAAUAAUAUUAUUUAGCUCAUUCACGUAAGAGACUAGACGUAUAAGAUUUCAUGGGAUUUAGCGAUUAGGAGUGACAGAUUGUUUGGUAAACGUAUAGCAUGUUCUAUAUGUUAUAAUUAUUUGAAUGACUCUUACCAUAAUAUGUAACGUUAACAUACCAGGCACGUUCUCAGUUGGUUAUUUAUGCAUCAUAUAACGUACACUUAUUCAGCCUGUUGUUCACUAUUCUUUAAUUAUUUUAAAUUGCCUUUCAAAUGUCUAUUCUUGGUGUUGGGUUUUAUCAAAUAAAUUUCCCCAAAAAAUGCGACUUAUACUCCAGUGCGACUUAUAUAUGUUUUUUUCCUUCUUUAUUAUGCAUUUUCGGCAGGUGCGACUUAUACUCCGGUGCGCCUUAUACUCCGAAAAAUAUGGUACUUUGCGUCGGACAUUGUGUGCGCUGUACAUCACCAUGCGGUAGAUCCUCUAUCAAUAUACGAUCCUUGGUCAUGCACAGCCUGUUACAACUCCAGACAACGUAACGCAAUUAAGUACUUUAAACAUUAUCCGAUCCAAAAUUUGCUGUCAACAUUACAUUAACAUUAAAGUAUACUGACGUUACUAAUGUUGGUUCCACCUGAAUGAAAUUGAUGUGAAACGCUGACGGUAUAAUACUAAUGCCAUGUCAGUCAAUUGCCGCGCCGCCCUAAACGCAGAACACGAGCUUCGUCCGUAGGGGGCCCCGUUCUGUGUGAAGAAGCGCAUGUCAAAUGUAAAUUAUUGAACGACAAAGCGCUUCAUAUAAAAUUUUACCCCAAAUGUAUUCCUGGCCACAUCAGGCUCUGUUGCUGAUUGGUGCAUCUCAUGGUGCAUCUCAUGGUGCAUCUCAUGGUGCAUCUCAUGGCGCAUCUCAUGGUCUCUAGAACUUGAAAUUCAAAGCACAAGGUCUUGGGUUCAAACCCAUUUUGGAGAUGAAAUGUUCUAAAGUUUUUAAACGUAUGUCUUAUCCAUCCAUCCAUUUUCUACUGUUGUCCCUCUCGGAGUUGCGGGGGGGUUGGAGCCUAUGCCAGCUGGAUCCUAGCGGAAGGCGGAGUACACCCUGGACAAGUUGCCACCUCAUGGCAGGAACUUAUGUUUAAAUGAUGUUAAAAGUGUUUAACACGCUAUAAACUUCAUUCAGCGUAGUAAUAAAAAUAAAAAUAAAUAGUUUAUUGUGUUGCUCAAGGCAAUAUUAUUCAUAUGGUGUUGGGAUACACAUGAUUUCAGCCUUUCAAAGCUCCUCUUGAAUCACUUAUUUUUGACCUCGGUGUUUGUCAACUCCUGGUUAUGGUCCUGAAAACCGCAUAAUAAAAACACUCCGGGCCGUGCACUAAAUAAUAUAAAGUCCCAACAUUGUUACGGCUCAGGCUCCUGCCAACGCCUCUCAUCCGUCUGUGUGCUCCAGUGAGCGCACCUCGGGACACGCCCACGGGCGCGCACAUCCAGGAGCGCGCAGUGCGCGUCUCCGCCCCGCGGCAGCCGCCAGCUGCAAACGAUCACCGGCUAUCAGCACACCUGCACGUAAUGAAGGACCUGCCUUCAUAAGCUCGCAUAACCUGUGUAAUAUAUUGGGUUGGAGGCAAUAAACAGGCGAGGAGAUGAAGUACGUCUCUUUACUGUAGACUUCCAGAAACAGACUCAACACACGUGACGUCAGGUGCGCAACACCACGUAAAUCGUUGGCCAACCAAAAAGUAACCCCAGUACGCUAUAGCCAAUAUUCACCAGGAGAUGGCAACAGACAAACAUAGAUCACUCUAUUACAUUCCUCCCCUUUUAGAAAUGUAGAAAUUACUCAAAAGAAAUACACAACCCAACCAAAAAAUGCAGCAGUUCAAUUUAAAAAACUGUACUGAAACCACAUUCUUUUUUUUUUAGUACUGAACUCUUAACCCUCAUUUGUCAACAAUAACGUACGUAUUAUACAAAACAGUAUUUGUACACCUUUAACACAUAUUUUUAUACUGUCUUCAGAGAUUCAGUUUUUUUGGUGGUACUCGAAACCUUUCUGGGUACCUGCGGAUCACUGGUGGGGUUUUCGUUGUGGGUGAUCUGGGUUCUGAUGAUGGCAACUCAGCAGCCCUUGAAUCUGGUUCAGUGAUGAGACUAGUUUGUGUCUGACUCACUGAUGGUCCUGGUGAUGGAACUGAAACAGCACUGUCCAGUUGUACUGAUGGUACAUUUUCUGCAACUGGUGGAGACAAGAUAACUGGCAGUCUCUCCAUGUUCUCUCGCCAUGGUAACAUGUGAUCCACAUGCACUGUGCGCUGUCUCUGUCCCUCUUGGAUCAGGUAAGUGACAGUUCCCAGUCUUUUCAGUAUUUUUGCCUGAAUCCAUUUUUCCACUCCGCCCCUGAAAUUUCUGAUGCGAACCACCUCUCCCUCCAGGAAAAAGCGAACAGGGGGAGCCCUUUUGUCAUGAUGAUGCUUCUGCGCUGCUUGUUUUCCUUCUAUCUGUCUGGCAAGCUCCGGCUUAAGCAAACUGAAACGAGUUCUCAACUGGCGUUUCAGGAAUAACUCAGCUGGAGUACGUCCCGUCACUGUGUGGGGUGUGCUGCGGUACAUGAGAAGGAAAUUUGCAAGUCUGUGAUUGAGUGGCAAGGAAGACUUGCUGUCUGCUUCCAGCACAUUCUUCCUCAGAGCCCGUUUCAGGAUUUGUACUGAUCUCUCUGCUGCUCCAUUUGAUGCUGGGUGGUAAGCCGGUACAGCAGUGUGUUUUACUCCAUUACUCUCCAGGAACUGAGUAAACUAUUUUGCCACCAGUUGUGGGCCAUUGUCUGAAACUAGCUCUUCUGGCAGUCCAUACGAUGCAAA